GCUCUCUUCCUCCCAACCAAAAUGUCGGGCAUUAAUCCAGGAGACGAAAAACUUGUAUUUGAAUCGUCAGAGGCGGUUUCAGUCGUCUCGACAUUCGAUGAACUCAAUCUGAAGGAAGACCUUUUGCGUGGGGUCUAUGCUUAUAACUUUGAAAAGCCUUCUGCUAUCCAACAGCGCGCAAUUCGUCCCAUAACACAAGGCCGAGACGUCAUCGCUCAAGCACAAUCUGGAACAGGUAAAACUGCGACUUUCUCUAUCUCCAUCCUCCAGUCUAUCGAUGUCUCCGUUCGGGAAACGCAAGCGCUGGUUUUAUCUCCCACUCGCGAAUUGGCGACACAGAUUCAGUCUGUUGUACUUGCUCUAGGUGAUUAUAUGAACGUUCAGUGUCAUGCAUGCAUUGGUGGCACAUCCAUCGGGGAAGACAUCAGAAAGUUGGAAUAUGGCCAGCAUGUCGUUUCCGGCACUCCUGGCCGUGUAUUCGAUAUGAUUCGAAGGAGGGCUUUGCGGACGCGGAAUAUCAAAAUGCUGGUUCUCGACGAAGCCGAUGAACUGUUAAACAAGGGCUUCAAAGACCAAAUAUAUGACGUAUAUCGUUACCUUCCUCCUGCGACACAGGUUGUACUUCUGAGUGCGACCUUACCAUAUGAUGUCCUGGAGAUGACCACAAAAUUCAUGACCGAUCCCAUCCGUAUCCUCGUAAAGCGUGAUGAAUUGACACUGGAAGGCAUCAAGCAGUUUUUCGUCGCUGUGGAGAAGGAAGAUUGGAAGUUCGAUACGCUAUGUGACUUAUAUGAUACGCUGACGAUAACGCAAGCGGUUAUAUUCUGUAAUACGCGCAGAAAGGUGGAUUGGUUGACAGAGAAGAUGCGUGCUGCAAAUUUCACAGUAUCUUCAAUGCACGGUGAAAUGGUACAAAAGGAGCGGGAUGCUAUCAUGGCGGAGUUCCGUGGCGGAACAUCUCGCGUACUGAUUACGACGGACGUUUGGGCACGUGGUAUCGACGUACAACAAGUCUCUCUUGUUAUCAACUACGAUCUUCCAGCCAAUCGUGAGAAUUAUAUUCACAGGAUUGGUCGGUCAGGCCGGUUUGGAAGGAAGGGUGUUGCCAUCAACUUUGUUACUGUGGACGACGUUCGUAUCCUGCGCGACAUAGAACAAUUCUACAGUACACAGAUUGACGAAAUGCCAGUCAAUGCGGCAGAGCUAAUUUAAAUGGCACGACCCUUUUAUGGCACCUGUCUUGCAGAACCAGUAUACUAUCCGGUAGAUAACUUGACAGCGCAGUCGACCCUUGCCAUUUUUGUAUUUUAUACACUUCCUCUUCGUAUUGCGCUAUUUCUGUAUGUUGUUUAUUCUUAGCUUUAGUUAUUUAGUCAAGCAUGUGCCGAAAAGUAAAACGAUACAUUACUCUACAGUACAUGUAGCAGCCUGAACAGCACUCGCUAUAGUACCCAUCACUCAAGAUGAAUGUGUUGCUGGAAAUGGACCGCUCGAGACACGGGCCCGAGAACUGCUUCGCGGGCUUCCCUA
Molecule: messenger RNA, 1530 nt
Organism: Serpula lacrymans var. lacrymans S7.9
Lineage: Eukaryota; Fungi; Basidiomycota; Agaricomycetes; Boletales; Serpulaceae
Exons: 9
Coding region: 22-1212 (396 amino acids)
Cellular component (GO): nucleolus; catalytic step 2 spliceosome
Molecular function (GO): ATP binding; RNA helicase activity; mRNA binding
Source: RefSeq, a predicted model, not a curated record